GCUACUCAACCUUUCAGUAGCUAAUCCGCGUCCGAGUUACCCUAGCGCGGUUGAUCAACAUAGAAAUAAGCGGGCGGUGGACUGCUACUAGCUUGACGAUUUCCAGGUUGCAGAGAAAUAGUGAGAAGAAGGGGAGCGGAUUCGGUCAGGCCGAGGUAAUACCGAAUUCCGGCAGCUGUGAGGUGGCGCCGGCCGCCAGGCAGGAUCGAGUACGUACACGACUCGAGCCGCUUCAUUCCAUCCCGUCAGAUGCAUUUACUGGUCAGACGGAAGAGGAGCUCCUUGCCUCCUCGCAAGAAGAUUCAAUAUGUCUAAUUUUCCAUACAAAAGGAUACUACGUUUCCAUUUCCUGCAAAACCCAUCUCUCAAAUCCUUCACAACAGCCUCCACAACCCCACUGCAAUCUUUCACAGCCCAAUACCUCAUAAAGUCAUGUGGACUCCCAUUAGAAACAGCUCUCUCCAUAUCCAAAAGGCUCCACCUUCAAGAAAACAACCUGCAAAAACCUGACUCUGUCCUCACUUUCUUCAAAUCCCAUGGAUUCUCGGAGACACACAUCACAAAAGUAAUUGCAAAGCUUCCUGGCCUCCUCCAAUCCAGAAUAGACAACAAUCUCAAGCCCAAAAUGCAGUUCUUCCUUGCAAUGGGCUUCUCAAACUCAACCCUACCUGAACUGAUUGCAUCAAAUCCUCUCAUUCUGCGAAGAAGCCUGAUCAAUCACCUAAGACCAUCUUUUUAUUUCCUCAAGAGCUUUCUUGAGACGAAUGAGAAUGUCAUAACUGCAAUCAGGCGCUCGAGAUGGUUGCUAACUUAUGAUUUGAAGGGGAUAUUGAGGCCGAAUCUCAAUCUUUUAGUGAAUCGAGGAGUACCAACUUCAUGCAUUUCGAAAUUGAUUCUGAGCAAACCGAGAGCUAUAAUGCUAAAAGUGAACCUGUUUGCCAACAUUGUGGAAAGGGUUGAGAAAUUGGGUAUUAUGCCGGGAUCUCCUAUGUUCGUGCACGCGAUCCGAGGGAUGAGUACGAUGAAUAAUUCCUCGUGGGAGAGUAAGCUCGCAUUUCUAAAGAGCUUGGGGUGGUCGGAAGAGGAGAUCAUGAUCAUCUUUAAGCGAGAGCCGAUUUGUAUGACGUGUUCAAAGGAGAAGAUUCGAAGGGUGGUGGAUUUCUUUGUGAACACAUUGAAGUUUGACCAUUCAAUGUUGCUUACAAAUCCAAAGCUUUUUAUGUAUGGGUUGGAUAAGAGAAUUUUUCCGAGGUGUGCGGUUAUUCAGGUUUUGCAUUCAAAGAAGCUGCUUACAAAGGAUAAGAAGCUAAUUUGGAUAUUUUAUCUUCCUGAAAAGAGGUUCUUGGAGAACUAUAAGCUGAUUUGGAUAUUUUAUCUUCCUGAAAAGAGGUUCUUGGAGAACUAUAAGCUGAUUUGGAUAUUUUAUCUUCCUGAAAAGAGGUUCUUGGAGAACUAUGUGAUUCGAUAUGUUGAUGAAGUCCCGGGUUUGAUGGAGAUGUAUCGUAGAGGCAUUGCAGUCGGCCAAUUUGAUUCAAAGGACAGAAAAGUAGUGUUGUAAUUGUAGAAUGUAGUAGAAUGCAUAAUUUUGAAUGUUAUUUUUCAGAUCUUGAAGAAAAUGUUAUACAUGCACUGGCUGCUUUUCUUCAACGCCCCUUGUUGAUUUUAGCUUGUGCUCUGGA
Magnolia sinica is the source of this 1679-nucleotide messenger RNA. Its product is annotated as transcription termination factor MTERF9, chloroplastic-like. Gene Ontology annotation, cellular component: chloroplast. The coding region runs from base 308 to 1558 and encodes 416 amino acids. NCBI's taxonomy places the organism in Eukaryota, Viridiplantae, Streptophyta, Magnoliopsida, Magnoliales, Magnoliaceae. Gene Ontology annotation, molecular function: double-stranded DNA binding. The record is from RefSeq and is a predicted model, not a curated record. Gene Ontology annotation, biological process: chloroplast organization; regulation of DNA-templated transcription. The transcript is spliced from 4 exons.